Molecule: messenger RNA, 267 nt
Organism: Phaeodactylum tricornutum CCAP 1055/1
Lineage: Eukaryota; Bacillariophyta; Bacillariophyceae; Surirellales; Neidiaceae
Exons: 1
Biological process (GO): iron-sulfur cluster assembly
Cellular component (GO): chloroplast stroma
Molecular function (GO): protein-macromolecule adaptor activity; iron-sulfur cluster binding
Source: RefSeq, a predicted model, not a curated record
CUCGUGUUGCGCAUGGGCGUGCGCUCCGGUGGAUGCUCGGGCAUGUCGUACGUUAUGGACUUUGCCAAAGCUGCCGAUAUUCAGGAAGACGAUCAGGUAGACGAGUACAUGUCGGAUCGAAUUCAGUGUGUCGUAGAUUCCAAGUCAAUGCUGUACCUGUACGGACUUGAGUUGGACUAUUCGAAUGAGCUCAUUGGUGGUGGAUUUCAGUUCUUCAAUCCCAAUGCUGAAGAGUCCUGUGGAUGCGGCAGUAGUUUUGGGGUGUAA